Messenger RNA from Batrachochytrium dendrobatidis JAM81, 609 nucleotides. RefSeq lists its product as uncharacterized. Lineage: Eukaryota; Fungi; Chytridiomycota; Chytridiomycetes; Rhizophydiales. Gene Ontology annotation, molecular function: ATP hydrolysis activity; ATP binding. The annotation marks the transcript as partial. The record is from RefSeq and is a predicted model, not a curated record. The transcript is spliced from 4 exons.
AACCAAGAAAGUUUUCAACGGUUGGGUAUUCGACCACCAAAAGGGGUUUUACUAUAUGGACCGCCAGGAACUGGUAAAACGUUGAUUGCACGUGCAGUUGCCAAAGAAUCCGGAGCCGAGUUUAUGGUGCUUUCACUGUCUGAUCUUGUACAUGGACAUAUAGGAGAUUCUGAAAAGGCACUUGCCGAAGCAUUCAAGAAUGCUCGCAAACGUGCACCUUGUAUUAUGUUUCUUGACGAAAUAGAUUCAAUUUUUCAGCAAAAAGAAAGCGGAGGGGAUUUGAAUGUCAAGGUAAUGGAAAUACUUGUAGCACAAAUAUCGGUUGAACUAGACUCCAUGGCGUGGGAUACAGCAUCUGUAGUGUUUUUAGCAGCAACAAACCAUCCCGAGAUUUUAGAUGCCACGCUGAUGCGAUCUGGCAGAUUUGAUCGCCUGAUAUAUAUAGGCCUGCCAUUGCUUUCAGACCGCUUGAGUAUUUUACAGAAAGUUACCAAUGGUAUGCUAUUAGACCCCACAUUGGAUCUUGAAUAUGUUGCAAGAGAGUGUCAAGGAAGAACAGGUGCUGAUCUCAAGGAGUUGGUACAACGUGCAUGGCAAUUUGCGACACAA